Messenger RNA from Vidua chalybeata, 3858 nucleotides. RefSeq names its product spermatogenesis associated 7 (gene SPATA7). The record is from RefSeq and is a predicted model, not a curated record. The coding region runs from base 86 to 1777 and encodes 563 amino acids. Lineage: Eukaryota; Metazoa; Chordata; Aves; Passeriformes; Viduidae. Gene Ontology annotation, cellular component: axoneme; photoreceptor distal connecting cilium; rod photoreceptor outer segment. Gene Ontology annotation, biological process: microtubule cytoskeleton organization; protein localization to photoreceptor connecting cilium; protein localization to photoreceptor outer segment. The transcript is spliced from 12 exons.
CGCGCCCCGCCCGUCCGCGGCUCGGGACGAACCGCCGCAGCCGCCGAACCCGGCCGGCGCCGCCCCGUCGGGCCCGGCCGGGAACAUGGGGAUGAGGACGCAGAACCGCGGCAGGCGGAGCCAAGUUAAAGCGAAUGAAUGCUCAGCUCUUGUCAUUCCCAGAUGUGGUCCAGCAAGUCCAUUUAAAGGACACUUAAGUAAUAAAAGUAAUGCUUUCUGCAUUGGCUCCUCUCGAAAUCUAACGAACCAGUACCUGAUCAGAGAUCACAUGAUGGUUCAUUAUAACAGAAUUCUUGCAGCUAAAGCAGCUGUAGACUCUUCAUUACCCAAAAGUAGGUUGACCAGCAUCAAAUUUGCUGACCAGCAAAGAAGAGAGAAACUGAAAAAGAAGAUAGCCAAAUGUGGAGAGAAAACAAGAGUGUGUGAAGCUCCAUCCUGUCCAAGAGACAGUGGAAGGCUGCUGCCAUCCUCUUUUAGAAAGAGUCUCUUGGAAGCAGAAGACAAUCUCUCACCCUCUGCUGGCCAGGCACAGUACCUACCAAGGGCAUCAUCUCCUUACGGCAAGGAUUGCUUGGUUCACUCCAGUCCAGUAAAAUGCACCAGGAAAUGUUCUUGGGAUACAUGCGGGAUACGUGCGGCUCUUUACUCACACUCCAGUGUCUGCGUGUCAAGGCCACCAGAUAAAUGCUCUGCACUUCCACGCAGUCACUCCAUCGAGAGUUUUGUGAGUGUGAAAUGCCAGAGGUGCCACGGAAACCACCCCAGAGCCAGCGGCGGGGAUCUUCUAGAGAGGCACUCUGAAUACUUCACUAGGAGCCGAAAACCUUUUACUCCACGCACCUUAAUAUCAGAUGCUAAACCUUUCCUGUCACAGUACAGGUUUUACACUCCUGCUCAAAGGAAGAAGAAAACUCACCGCAAGCAGCGUGUGGAAGCUCAAACACAGACUGAUAUGACCAGCUUUCCAUCUUCAGACAAAGUGCAUGUGAGAAAAGUUAUGGGUGAAAACCAGAAGAUCAAAUCAAAGGCUGAAGAUAAAAGAUAUACUUUGGAUGAGCCUGAGAGAGGAGUAGAUGAUUUUGAACACUCCAUCCUAAGAGAGCCAUCAUGGUGUCCUCAGAAGUCUUCACCAAAGAGAACUGUUGAUGAUGAAGAAGAGGAGCUGUUGUAUUUAACUUUCAUUGAAGAUGUAACAAGUGAAAUUCUUAGACUUGGCUUAUUUUCUGACAGGGUUCUGGAUCAACUGUUUGAGUGCCAUAUAGAAGAGAACAAGAACCACCUUGAUGAGGGCAAAAUGCGCCAGAUGUUGGAUGUGCUGAAAUCAGACCUUGGCUGCAGCCAGGACAGCGAGACAGAGCUAAUCCAUGCAGGUCAGGAAGCCUCGGGCCCAGUGGAUCUGCAGGAGUUUGAUACAACAGAAGAGCUUGAGUGUACCAGUAAAGGUCACAGGCUGAGGAAAGCUACAAAAAAAGAAGAAUUCCUUGAGACCAUGGACUUGUUAAAGAAACCAGACAAAUGUGAAUCACUGCCACAAAGCAGAAGGUCAAGGGAGGCACGGGGCAAGGAGGACUUCUCAGAAGAUACCAUAGAAAUUAUGAGUGCUGGGACUGAGUCUGAUUUCUGUGGUGUGGAAUUUGAACACCCAGACACUUCACCCACCUGUGAGGCAGCUUUACAUUUACUUGCUUUUGACAGUAAUUUGGAAGUCAAUGAGAAACUUGAUGAACUUGGGGAAAGCUUUGCAGAGGCCCUUCACAUUUCACAUAACUAUUCAUAACUGUAACCAAAACUUACCUAUUAAACAGGGAUAGAGCUCCUUCUGUGGUGAACUGCCAUUUUUCAACCAGUAGUAAAUUGUUCAGUUUAUUUUCAGUUAUUUCUGUUUAAAUACUGCUAAGAUCUCUGUAGCAGGAUACUGUUAAUUGGGCAUUAAUCUGUAUGUAAAUUAGACCUUAAAGGAUAAAUGGUCAGGUAUCAGAAGAAUUUUGUGUAUUUUGCCCAUAGUUGUAUAACUCAAAACAAACUUGAGAAUAUUAAAACUAGAUUUAUAUUUUUAGGGCUGUAAUAAUAAGUUAUGAAAUAUUUAUUGAUUUAAGUAAAUUAAUUGAUAGCACAGCUGUAGUCCUGCUAUAAAGAUCUGAGAUGUUGUAGUCUGCAAGAAUUCAACUUAACGUAAAUGUUACAUCAAUGUCCUCUUCCAGAAUGGACAAACAGUUCCACCAUGCAGUGUACUAUGUUACCCCUCACAGAAGCCCACAAAUGAAAAAUCAAACUAUUUCAUGAGAAGAAAAUCCAAAUUUUUACUGAUCUAUGUAGAUUAACGACUGCAGUUUUUUAUUUUCAGUUCUUAACUGAAUGAGACUGCUAAGUUCAAUUUCUUGCACUGAUGACAGCCAUGGUAUAGCAUUCUGCAUCAAGCUUUGGUUUUGGAAAAGGUUUGAAUUGCUUACUGUUUGAUGACUAGGACUGUGUAGAAGAAGACACAUCAGGCACCUUGUACAGCAAAUGGAAAAGAGGUGGUGUAUUUUCUGGUUUAAAUUGAAGUUAGUACAUGCAUUGCAUGAAAUUAACCCAAAUGUCAUUGUUUAAUCAGUGUACAGCUAUUGCCUGACAUUCCCAUUGCUGCAGAAUGAUCUUAACAGGUUCUGAGGAAAUGCUGGCAAGUUACAUUGUCUUGCUGUAGGUGAGGAACUAGGAGAAGUCUUAGGAACCUGGAUAAAAGCUGUCCUUUAAUAUCUCCUAGGGUCAGUUUCUAACUUUCCUCCAAGGACAAGCCCAAAUUGUACCAGUUCUUACAUAACAACUGCCACCACCUGCCUCCCCUGUGCCUUGUGAGCAUCAACCAAGGUCUGUGACUCCAUCAGCCAGAUGACCCAUUGCAGCUUAAAGGAGCUCCAACAGACGCAGACCACUGCUUCACUUAUGAAGCAUAAACUUUUAGACAAAAAGGAAAAAAAAACAGUCAAAAAACAGCUAGAGGAAGCCAGUGAGAGAAAAGCAUGUCUGGCACAAUCAUAGCACUGCAGUUCAGAACACAAUUCCCACUUUCCUGGGUACCUUGUCCACAAUAAUAAACUGUGGACAUUGUUGACAAUGACAGGAGACCAGAGUUUAUUUUAGCCAGGUACAUGUGGCUGGGCGGAUGGGCACCAGCCUUUCAUCUGCCGUACUCAGUUGGCUGCCUUGUAAGUCUGGCCUGCAGCAGGAGUGCUCUGGCUCACUGAAAAGCCAGGUGAGAAAAUGUGAGGACUUCUUCAUCCCCCUCAUCAGAGCCUGUCUUCUUGUAAAGAUGUGACCACAGGGCUGAGUCAGUACAGCGCAGGGAGGGUUUGUCCUCACUCACGAGUGAUCACAGACCUUCUCCCAUCCUCCAGGAAACUCCCUCUCAAUUCCUUACCCGAGAGAGCUGAACAGAAGGGAUGCCCUAGCAAAUUGUUUCUACUUUUUAUGAAGGAUUCUGACACACAGGGACUGGUUUGAAAACAUACAAGUUUUGAUGCAUAGAAGUAUAAAGCCUCUUUGCUCCUCAGUUCUUCAGGACUUCUCCCACUCUUGGGGCCCUCCAUUCCAAGUUCUCCAUUCUUGGUCAAUAAUGAGAAUUUAGGGUAUUUUUCUCUACCUAUCUCUACACUUGUGACUUGUACAUUGUAAAAAAUGUUACUCAGCAAACUUCAGCUUCUUGUGAACAUGAGUCUGAUUAAAGAUUAAUAAGAAUUUCACCUUCAAAAUCUGUAAAUGAAAAAAUACUGUAGGAAAACACCACAGCAGUAAACCUCACAGAAAGGCACAAGUAAUGACAUACUCAUUUCCUGUAAUACAAGUACCACAAAAGUAAAUAAAAACAGUUUCUUGACCAUA